AUGAGUGACAAAGAACCCCCUGAUGGGGGUGGAGGGGUUCCUCCAGAUAUAGACAUCUUAGAUUGUUCCCAAGACAUAAAUGUAAGUCUUCAGCAGAGAUCUGCCCUUAAACGACCUGCGGAUUCAGAUUCCUCCAUUGAAUCCAAGAAAAACAGACCUCCGUCUGAUUCAAUUCAGUCGGUUUUUUCGAAGCCUGGAUUCGAAACCAACUCCAAACUUUUCUACAAUGAGUGUGACAGAGCACCCUUCACUGUUUUUGUAUCCAAAAUUGAGCCUGAUCCUGCCACUGGUACAACUUUAAAAGUCCUGAAGUUCGCUCAGUUCUUGCACAAAAAUAACGUCAAAGGCAUUUCUGAAGGUGGAAUUAAGUCCCUAGGACGCAAUAAACUCGCCAUUGAAUUCAAGACUGCUUCGGAGGCCAAUAGUUUUGUGGAGAGUGACUUUCUUACCUCAAAUAACUAUAGUGCUAAAAUCCCCCGCUUCCAAAUUACUCGUAUGGGCAUUGUCAGGGAUAUCCCUACCGACUGGACCUUGGAGGACUUAGUCUCAGGGGUAGAAACUCCUCGCAAUUGUGGGGAGGUCAUUCGGGCUAGACGCCUCAACUUUAAAAAUAAGAAAGGGGAUACAGUAACGUGGUCCCCUUCUUCUACGGUGGUUCUGACUUUCGCUGGUCAAACUCUCCCAGAGAGAGUUUUCUGUUACAAUGCCUCCCUCCCUGUCUCAGUCUAUCAUCUCCCAACAAUCCAAUGCCGCAACUGCCUCCGUUUUGGCCACAUUCGCUCUCAGUGUAGGUCGAAAGCUCGAUGCUUUAAAUGCGCUCAGCCGCAUCCUGGUGACAGCUGCAACGUCCCUGACUCACAGGUAACUUGCAUUUUAUGCGAUGGUGGCAACCACAAGGCUACAGACGAUCAAUGCCCUGAACAUUCACGCCAAAAAAAUAUCAAAAUGGUUAUGUCUCAGGAAAACCUCAGCUAUAGUGAGGCGUCUGCAAGAUUCCCGCGAGUUAAACGCUUCUACUCUAACGUCACGGCGAACUCCCCACAAUACCAUUCCACACAGGCUCUUGCUCCCGACUUCUCUCAGCUUUUUGCUUCCCCUCUCUUGUCUCCUUCUUCUCCAUCUGCCUCCCCCUCCAAAACAUCGUACACCAAAACAGUUUUCCGUUCCCCCAGACCUAGACCCGAGCUGAGCAAGUCAUACGAUGUUCAGGCCCAUAGGUCGAUUGUAUCGUCCCCCAAUUCCUCUCAGCCAAAUGGCUGUGCUUUACAGCAGCCUCCUAACACAGAAUCCACUCCCCUUUGUACUCCUAAUGAUAACCUUAUUGAACUUCUCACUUGCUCCCUUAUCAACAUCCUCUCCAAAUUUAGUGAUGCCAUACCGAACAACGUCCUCAUACUUGUUGAGCAGCUGCUUCAAUCUUGGAUCCGUAGAAAUGCCAAAGAUCCUUCAAUGGAAUAG
Molecule: messenger RNA, 1458 nt
Organism: Helicoverpa zea (corn earworm)
Lineage: Eukaryota; Metazoa; Arthropoda; Insecta; Lepidoptera; Noctuidae
Exons: 1
Coding region: 1-1458 (485 amino acids)
Molecular function (GO): nucleic acid binding; zinc ion binding
Source: RefSeq, a predicted model, not a curated record